AUGUCGUCGUGGUGCGGUCCUUCACGUCGUCAAGUCAAAUACGAUGUCUUCCUCAGUUUCCGAGGUGGAGACACACGUAAAAACAUCAUUAGCCAUUUGCACAAAGAACUUGUGAGACAAGGAAUACGUACAUUCAAAGACGACGAAACGCUCGAAACAGGAGACCGUUUCCCCGAAAGACUCCGUGAAGCCAUCAACACGUCGAGGUUCGCCAUUGUGGUUAUCUCGAAGAACUACGCUACUUCGAGAUGGUGCUUGGAAGAGCUUCGAAUGAUAAUGAAGCUUCAACGGGAGAAAAAGAUUGCUGUGAUUCCUGUUUUCUAUGAAGUGGAUAUCUCUGACGUUAGAAAUCAUCGAAGUGGUUUUGGUUUAGUACAACAUCACAAAGAUCCCAAGAUUCCAUUCUGGAAAGAUGCGCUUAGGGGAAUCGCAAACACACAAGCCACCGAGUCAAGAAAAUGGUAA
This is a messenger RNA of Brassica oleracea var. oleracea, 465 nucleotides long. Its product is annotated as toll/interleukin-1 receptor-like protein. Lineage: Eukaryota; Viridiplantae; Streptophyta; Magnoliopsida; Brassicales; Brassicaceae. Gene Ontology annotation, biological process: signal transduction. Bases 1 to 465 code for a protein of 154 amino acids. The record is from RefSeq and is a predicted model, not a curated record. The transcript has a single exon.